Messenger RNA from Onthophagus taurus, 4792 nucleotides. Lineage: Eukaryota; Metazoa; Arthropoda; Insecta; Coleoptera; Scarabaeidae. The record is from RefSeq and is a predicted model, not a curated record.
GUUUUAGUUGCCGUUAAAACGAAACGUAUAGGAGUGGUGUGCGAGAACUCUCGGUCUGUGAUGUUUUUCGCGAAAACACCGUAAAAACCGUCCGCAAUCGGUGGUUUUAAUCGCAAAACGAAUCGCCGAAUUGUUUUCUUUCUAAAUGUGUAAAAGUGUCCGAUCGCGUUUAACGGUGUAAACAUAAAUUAACGGUUUCCUAAAAUCGGUAGCGGUUUCUAAACUAUUAGGGAAAAAAAGAUAAUUAAAAACGGAACAACAUCAUGUUCCGGUGUAUACCUAUCUUUAAAGGUUGCAAUAGGCAAAUUGAAAUUGUCGACAAACGGCAUUGUAGUCUCCCGAAUGUACCGGAGGAUAUUUUACGGUAUUCGAGGAGUUUGGAAGAGCUUUUACUCGAUGCCAAUCAUAUUAGAGAUUUACCCAAGAAUUUUUUUCGAUUAAAUCGAUUGAGGAAACUUGGUCUCAGCGAUAAUGAAAUACACAGGUUACCACCGGAUAUUCAGAACUUUGAGAAUCUAGUCGAAUUGGAUGUUUCACGAAAUGAUAUACCAGAUAUACCCGAAUCAAUAGGUGCUCUAAGUUCACUUCAAGUCGCCGAUUUUAGUUCGAAUCCAAUACCAAAACUGCCGCCAGCUUUCAGCAAGUUAAAGUCAUUAACCGUGUUAGGUUUGAAUGAUAUGUCCCUGACAUCUUUGCCUGCCGAUUUCGGACAUCUCACCUCGUUAACUUCUCUAGAAUUGCGAGAGAAUUUACUGAAAGAGCUACCCGCAUCGCUUGCUCAACUAACAAAACUCGAACGCCUCGAUUUAGGUGAUAAUGAAAUCGAGGAAUUACCGACCCAUAUCGGACAAUUACCGGCUUUACAAGAAUUGUGGUUAGAUCAUAAUCAAUUACAACGAUUACCGGGUGAAAUUGGUAAUUUAAGAAAUUUGAGUUGUUUAGAUUUGUCGGAAAAUAGGCUGGAAUCUUUGCCCGAAGAAAUCGCCGGGUUAGAGAGUUUAACAGAUUUGCAUUUAUCACAAAAUGUUUUGGAAACACUUCCGGAUGGGAUCGGAAAAUUGGAUAAAUUAACGAUUUUAAAAGUCGAUCAAAAUCGCUUAGCCAUUCUCAAUUCGAACAUCGGUUAUUGUUCGAGUCUUCAGGAAUUGAUUUUAACUGAAAAUUUUUUAAACGAAUUACCUAGAGAAGUUGGAAAACUAAUUAAAUUAACGAAUUUAAACGUCGAUAGAAAUAGUUUAAGUUCGAUACCGGAGGAAUUGGGAAAUUUAAGGGAAUUGGGCGUUUUGAGUAUGCGCGAUAACAAACUGACUUUACUUCCGGAUACGUUGGGAAAUUGCGAAAGGCUACACGUUUUGGAUGUAUCCGGAAAUCGACUGCCCUAUCUCCCCGUUUCUUUACUCCAGUUGCAAUUGAAAGCGGUUUGGUUGAGUGAAAAUCAAGCGCAACCUAUGUUAACGUUUCAAACCGAUACCGAUCCGGAUACAGGAAAUACAGUUUUGACUUGUUUUUUAUUACCUCAACAGCAAUAUCAACCAACUAUAGCCUCUUUAGAUGGUCGUUUGUAUCGUUGUGAUGUUACCCCGAUUUUGUCUAACGGGGGAAUUGCUCCAUCCCCAGAUGACACCCGCGAUGAAGAUAGCGAUUGGGAGGAAAAGGAGGCGAGUAGAACGCAUUCGGUCAAGUUCAGCGAUCCCCAAGAUCAGGAUAACAGAGAGACUCCUUUCGUUCGACAAAACACACCGCAUCCACGCGAACUUAAAGCGAAAGCACAACGUUUACUUGCUAAAGGACAGAGUUCGUUGGAAGACGCCGAUCUUCAUUCGACGGAAGAAUCUUCCGGGCCGCCAAUCGUUGAAGCCAUCAAUCAACAAGUUGAAGACAAUCGAAGGAAGUUUGAUGAUGAUGAUGGACUUCAAGAGAAUCGAGUAGAAAAUCAGUUAGUGAAUCGAAUUGAAAAUCAAAUUGAAAACCGGUUGGAAAUUAGACAAGAAAUUAUAGGAAACGGAAAUAACGAAGGUGCAUCUAGUAGUGCAGAAGAAGACGAUUCCGAAGAGGAGCUUGUGACGAAAAGGGUGGGGUUCAGGGGGGCGGCGGCGGUGGCAGAACAAGCCCCCGAUGGGGGCGAAUCGGCGAGACCAAGCCGUCUUCACCGAAGAGAUACGCCACAUCAUCUUAAGAACAAGAGAGUUAACGCAGCCGUCGUCGACAAAGAGAAGGUCGCUUCGAUCAUCGCGCAGGCGCUUAAGAAAAAGGAGGAUGAUAUCGACAGAAUGAGUACCUCAACACCACCCGAAUCUGUUGAUGAAAGAAGCACCAGUAGUCAAGCUGGUGAUUCAGAUUCGGCAACCGUAGAACUGCGCGAGGAAAAAUACGAGAUCCACAUAGAAAAAUCUCGUGCCGGUCUCGGAUUAUCGAUAGCGGGUGGUCGUGGAUCGACCCCAUUCAAAGGAGACGACGAGGGUAUCUUUAUAUCUCGUGUAACAGAUGGGGGUCCGGCCGAUUUAGCUGGAUUACGUGUCGGAGACAAAGUGUUAACAGUAAACGGUGUAAACGUAAUUACCGUAAGCCAUUACGAUGCGGUCGAAGUCUUAAAAGCUUCCGGUAGCAUUCUCAUCCUCGAAAUAAGUCGAGAAGUCACCCGAUUGGUGAAAGAACCGCAACAGGAUGUGCGAAAAAUAAUCCCGGCCCCGUUAAAAAGUCUUAACGCCGAAUCAGUUUCCCCAAUUCCGACUCAAAAACUUCUUAUUCAUACGACUUUAAUAAGAGAUUCGAGAGGAUUAGGAUUUAGCAUCGCUGGUGGGAGAGGGUCACCGAAUUUUAAACCCGAUUCGGAUGCUAUUUAUAUAUCUAGAAUUACAGAAGGUGGUGUUGCUUGUAAAGAUGGGAAAUUAUCGGUUGGGGAUAAAGUGACUUCUAUAAAUGGGAUUGAUUUAAAUGGGGCUACUCAUGAUAUGGCGGUGAGUUUAUUAACGGGAUUGGAGAGAUUUGUUCGGUUGGUUGUUGAGAGAGAAAUUUCUGGUUUGGAAUCGAGUCCUUCACCAAGUCCGGGACCUCAACAAAGUCCUAGAUUAUUUGGAUUGCCAAAACCUUACACGGGAUUGUACAGCUCGAACAGUUAUUUAGCUAAUCGACCCGCUUUUGGAUCGUAUAGGAAAUCAGCUGAAAUUGAAAAAACGAAUUCCCCAUCUCCAACCGAAAAGCAACCACAACAACAACAAAAACCACCCCAACCAAAUGGUUUAGAUUCAAAACACAACCCACAAAAUAAAUCUCCGACACCACCCCCUAUAUCAACGACUCCUCAACCAACGGGAGCUCCACAACCGGCUCCUCGUCGUCUCAAUUCAACGUCUGGUUCAACAACAAAUCCAAUCGAUCACCAACAACAACAGGAUCAUUCAACAACAACCGAAAAUCACCAUAAGAGGGCGACGCCGACGUCUUCAUUGGAAGACGAUGCUCAGGUACUGCCGAGGCCCAUAACGAACGAAGAUUUUCAAGCCAUGAUUCCAGCCCAUUUCCUAAAAACCACAUCCGGUAAUGCCGCCACGAACAAUUCCCGCCCAAAUGACAAUAAAUCCUCCUCUCGCGAGUCCUCGCCGAACUCUUCAGAAUGUUGUCCCGCCCCUACGACCGUAUCCGUUACAAUUCGAAAACCGGACGCGGCGGCGGCCGUCGAGUUUCCGCCGGCGCCGACCGGACCAGGCCGAGUCACCGAGACCAUCACGAAGAGCACGUUUACCGAGACGGUCGUGACCAGGAUCACGGACAAUAAGCUGAUGGUGCCGGUUAUCAUUGAGGAUGUCAUCUUGAACAAAGCCAGCGGUUCCCUUGGAUUCAGUAUUAUCGGUGGAACGGAUCAUUCGAGCAUUCCAUUUGGUGCCAAGGAACCUGGAAUAUUUAUUUCACACAUGGUUCCUGGAGGUGCAGCUGCAAAUUGCGGGAAAUUACGCGUCGGUGACCGAAUCAUCAAAGUGAACGGAGUCGAUGUGACCCAAGCGACGCACCAAGAAGCCGUUAUGGCCCUUUUAAAACCCGACGAACAAAUUACUUUAACAAUACGACACGAUCCUUUACCAGACGGGUUUCAGGAAUUUACAAUAGUAAAAGCGGAAAACGAAAAACUCGGUAUGCACAUAAAGGGCGGUCUUCAGGGGCAACGCGGAAAUCCUUUCGAUCGCACCGAUGAGGGCGUUUUCAUCUCGAAAGUGAACACGGGCGGUGCCGCUCGGCGAGAUGCGCGAUUACGAACCGGAAUGCGAUUAAUUGAAGUUAAUGGGAAAUCGCUUUUGGGGGCGACGCAUCAAGAAGCGGUCAAUGCGUUAAGAUCUUGCGGAAAUCAAAUCCGACUGGUUGUUUGUAAAGGUUAUGAUCGGGCGGAAGUCGAAAAGGCCAUCGCUGAAGGUCGAUUAACAAGAGCUGGAUCAGUUAGUAGCCGAUCACAAAGUGUUAAUUCGUUAGAUUUUGUUGACGAAGAUAGUAUUCAGGAAAGAGUAAUGCAAUCAGAAUUGAUGCAAUUUGAAAGAGAAGAUGCAGAAAAACGGCUUCGUCUACCUGAAAAAUCCGAAGAAGAUUUAUCAAUAGUUGAGGCGAAACCGUCAACACCCGCAGAUAAAGUAAUGGAUGUGGUGAGAGCGGUAGAGACCUUAGCUCAUGGCCCGGAAGCGCUGGUGCCGCCGAAAAGCCCUGGCGGGCAAAACGCGGAGUUAAAAACGACCACAAUCGUCAUGAGCAAACACACAUUAGCCACUCAAAACUCAACGACAAUGAGGAACAAAUAAAUAAGUAAACG